Molecule: messenger RNA, 3191 nt
Organism: Bemisia tabaci
Lineage: Eukaryota; Metazoa; Arthropoda; Insecta; Hemiptera; Aleyrodidae
Product: facilitated trehalose transporter Tret1
Biological process (GO): transmembrane transport
Cellular component (GO): membrane
Molecular function (GO): transmembrane transporter activity
Source: RefSeq, a predicted model, not a curated record
GCGCAAAUAUGCAGUUUUAGUUCACGCGUGCUCAAAACUGCAUCAAACUGAUUGGGAGCAGUAAGAUAUGCGAAUCAGUCUAUCAAGUGGCUCUCGGUCGGCGGAGCAUGGGAAAGUAACUCGAAACACUGAAAUUUCGAUCCGUGGAGGUUAUGGUCCAGUCAGUGCUACCUAACUUAAUUUUUUGUCAAAAACAUUGUGGGGCUAAGUUAUGAUGAAGUUUAAGAUUCACUUCUUAAAUGAAUUCAGUAGUAGUGCGCAUUAAGUUGAAUCUUCAUCGAGAUGGGUGCGGAUAUCUAAAGGUUGUUCACCGGGAGGCCUUAAAAUAAAGUUUAAUGAUUGUGGAACAUCUUGAAAUUAGAAGACUGACAGGGGCAAACCGGGCUUAAUUGUGGUGGAAGAAUAUCCGGAAGUCUGCGAGACUUUCCUCUGUUACCAAACUUGGUGCUGAUUUGUGCAAGCAUCUCGCAUACUGAAAUCGCGUUAGAGCUAGUCUCGUUCAACACGUUGGGCUGAAAAAGUAAAAUCAGAGCAUCAUCGAACACAUUUCGUCGAUAUAAUAUCCGGCCGUAACAAGAAAAAUCAGUGGCCCUUCGAAAAUGAAUGAAUGCACAUAACGGGACAGAUUGUAGAAGAAGUAAAAAAUUAUCAUCUUCCCUUGUUUACAUUUUUAUUAAUGUCAUGAGGCUUGUUCGGUUCUCCAGAUUGAUCUGAAAUAAAUUUAUUUUUCACUACUUUCAAAAGGCCCUGAUGUGCGACAAAGGAAUCUUUUUUUUCACCCAAUAUAAUUCGAAAACAUUUAAGGAGCGAUCGUAAUUAAUUCUCAUGUUGGAUUCAAAGCUUUAGGUUUUGAAGGAAAGCCAGUAUCAAAGAAUAAAAACAAUUUACCGUCAAAAUAACGUAUGCUGAUGAUCAUACAUUCUAAAAGCUAACCUCACAUGCAUUAAUUUUACAACAGUUUAUUCGUAGUAACCAUAAUCACGUUGGUUACAUCAGUAAGAUUGUGGACCUCGUAAUAUUGUAGUCUAGUUCUUCAGGGCCGAUUGGCACCAGGGAAAGUGCGAUGACGCCUAGAAAGCCACCGGUGCCUUCGCCCAACCAAUUCUUCAUUUCGUGUGAAAAUGUGCAACUCAUGCAAACUGAAUGGAGCGAUGAAACAACUAAUAACACGAGCACGAACACUGACGAUAUUGACCGCCCACCGGCUAGUAUUUUCAAACCGGUCUUGGCUACCCUUGCAUCGACGGCUUGUCAAUUUUUUUUGGGCGCCAUGCUUGGCCAGUCGUCGACUAUGCUUCCACAGUUGAAAGCGGAGGGCAGCUCCAUCAGGAUCACAGACGAACAGGCAACGUGGAUAGCUAGCAUGGGCGUUAUCGGCACUCCGAUGUCAUCGAUUCUCUGCGGUCCUCUGACUGACAAGCUCGGUCGGAAAAGGAUAAUUUUGGUGUUUCUUUUUCUCUCGGCAGUUGGUCAUGCGUUGUUAGGAUAUUCUUCAAAUCUGACUGAAAUACUCAUCGGAAGAUUCCUCCUUGGAACCGCCGCAGGUUUUGGGUUCCCGUCACUGGUGUACAUCUCGGAGAUCUCGACCCCGAAGCACCGGAGCCUGCUGCUCUCUUCGGCGACCAUCUCGGCGUCUCUGGGCCUCACCUACGUCUACUCGGUAGGCGGCUCCAUGCCGUGGGACAGGGCCUCCCUCAUCACGGCCAGCCUCUCCCUCCUGGCCCUCGUCUACGCCUGCAGCAUCCCGGAGUCCCCCGCCUGGCUCUUCCAACACCAGCGUCGCCAGGAGACAAUUGAAAGCCUCAAAUGGCUCAAAGGCCAGCACUGCAAUAUUGAGGUGGAACUGAAGCUACUAGAAGCUUCUUGCAACCACCAGAAGAAAAGAGCGCUGGCCCUAAGUCAACUGACCAAGCCGACCGUAUUUAAGCCGUUUCUUGUUCUGUCCUGUCUCGCUUUCAUGCAAAAUGGCACCGGGUUCUACAUCCUCCUCUACUACUCCGUCGACUUCCUCCGGGAAUUCAAAACGACCAUGGACCCGCAAAAGGUUUCGAUCGCGUUGGCGCUGACCCGGCUGAUAUCGUGCACGGUGGCGUCGCUCUUCAUCAAGCGGCUGAAGCGGCGGACGGUGGGCAUAUUCUCGGGGCUGGCCAUGGCCGGGAUCCUGGGGGUGAUCUACCUCUCGCUGACCGCCUUCCGCGAGGCCGUCGGCUCCGGCCCGGUCCCGGUGCUCAGCCUCCUCGCCUACAUCUUCGCCUGCAGCCUCGGCGUCCACCCCCUUCCGUGGCUCAUGAUCUUCGAGCUCUACCCCCUCAGCGUCCGCGGCCUCAUGUGCGGCCUCAGCAACUCCGUCUGCUACCUCUUCACCUUCCUCUUCCUCAAGCUCUACUACGUCAUGAUCACCAACCUCCAGAUCCACGGCACGAUCCUCCUCUUCUUGUGCUCGUCGGCCGCCUUCGGGCUCUUCUCCGCCUUCCUCCUGCCGGAGACUCAGGGCAAGACUCUCCUGGAGAUCGAGCAGGGGUUCAUGUCCAAGAAAGACAGAGCCGCCAGGAGGAGUGGCUGAUGAUGCCAUGAACGCGGAUGCGAAAUGAAAGAGCACUGGAAAAAAAACACAUUGGAUUUGGAGUCCAGACUCUUGAAAACAUUGACAAGAAAAAAUACUCUGGUUUCAAUCGAAUUUUUGCUCGAAUCAAAACGAAAUCCGCUUAAAUUAAGAGGCUUGGCUCUUGAUUUAUGGGCUCUUGAUUGAUUUAUCUCGAUUGAAUCGAGAGUACUUUUUCUUGUCGAUGUUUUUAAAAGUCUGGACACUAGAUCUAAUGCGUUUUUUUCCAGGAGGGGAGGAUUUGGGCCGUUUUUAGCCCCACGACUAUCUUUUUGCUGUAAUUCGUUACUUGAACGUGCCAAGAGAAAGAAUGUGAAGUCUCAAAUAUGCUAUGAUAAGUCCACAUCAUCAACAAUUUUACAUUACAAAAAAAAUGUCUAAAGGUCUCUGGGAUUUUGGCUGAAGCUCUGUCGUGUUAGGGAAUUUUUUUUUUUUUUUUUUACUUUCUUAUGGGACUUUUUUCGGAACUUUCUCAGCGAACUCCCCACUGAGUAACAUUUCCAGAUAACAAGGUGUUUAAGUUCAUAACUUAUUUAAUGUUUGUUUGUUUACUCCCAUCAGAGCAAAUACAAUUUUUCCGAAAUUCAAA